Molecule: messenger RNA, 3392 nt
Organism: Hippoglossus stenolepis (Pacific halibut)
Lineage: Eukaryota; Metazoa; Chordata; Actinopteri; Pleuronectiformes; Pleuronectidae
Product: alpha-1,6-mannosyl-glycoprotein 2-beta-N-acetylglucosaminyltransferase
Exons: 2
Coding region: 390-1640 (416 amino acids)
Biological process (GO): protein N-linked glycosylation; oligosaccharide biosynthetic process
Cellular component (GO): Golgi stack; Golgi membrane
Molecular function (GO): alpha-1,6-mannosylglycoprotein 2-beta-N-acetylglucosaminyltransferase activity
Source: RefSeq, a predicted model, not a curated record
GCUCCGUGAUUCGCUGAUCAGCAGCUCGCGCGCCCUCCCGUUGGCUGCACAGUACACGUCAGCGUUCAACAAGUUUCAGCCCAGAUGUUGGAGCCUCUUCCUGGUGUGAGCGCGUUGACACAUCGCUCCUCGUCCGGGUGCCGAGAACCAGCCGCGGAAACUCGUUCCAAUGACACGGUGUCCGAGUGAGGAAGAGGACCCGCCGUCACAAACACAAACUUCUGCCAUUCGGUUGCAGAAGCGGCUCACGUGACGUCGGACCGUCCCUGGCGACGCUGUGAUCUUCAGUGCACGAGGAAGUGACGUUGCCAACGAGCACAUAGCGAAGAUAAAGGUGAAUCAAAGCCGCUGCCCCUCUGCCGUUCAAGUCUGUUUCCACCCGGAGAAAAAUGAGGUCUCGACUGUUCAGGAGGAACCUGCUGCCACUGCUGCUCCUCUUCUUCGUAGUUCUGUCUGUGAUGGUUUUAUUAUUACUCUUUGGCAAUGAUGAAAGUGGAACCGAUCACGUGGCUCAGGGAAAUGAGGAGGGAAAUGAGGAGGAAAAGGUGAAGUUUAACUUUGGUUCUCUGUCAGACUUGUCUCAGUCCGUUUACAACGCAAACUACAAGCAGUAUAUUCAGAAUUCGGACAGGUUUGUUGGGGAGCCUCGGCUGGUGCUGGUCGUGCAGGUCCACAACAGGCCUGAAUACCUCAAGCUGCUCAUCAAGUCGCUGAAGGAAAUCAAAGAGACUCACAGCUUCCUUUUGAUCUUCAGUCAUGACUAUUUUACAGAGGAAAUAAAUACGAUCGUGCAGGGGAUAACUUUCUGCAGGGUACUGCAAAUUUAUUUCCCUUUCAGCACUCAGCUGUAUCCCAAUGAGUUUCCCGGGCAGGAUCCACGAGACUGCCCCCGAGACAUGUCCAAGGACAACGCUGUGAAAACAGGAUGCCUCAACGCACAACACCCUGACUCCUAUGGGCACUACAGGGAAGCCCUCAUCACUCAAACCAAACACCACUGGUGGUGGAAAAUGCACUUUGUGUGGGAGCGAGUGCAGGUGAUGCAGGGCUACAGUGGGUUUGUAGUGUUUCUGGAGGAGGACAACUACAUCUUACCUGACUUUUUCCACUUCUAUAAGUCAAUGGUAGAGUUCAGCAAGAACAGCUGCCCGGACUGUGACAUGCUGGCUUUGGGUAACCACAAUGGCGUGACUGAUUUUGUUAAACUGUCCAAUAAGGUUUUGACCACUGGGUGGAUGUCCACGAAACACAACAUCGGUAUGGCCCUCUCCAGGGAGGUGUACUACAAACUGAUGGGCUGCAGCCACGAGUUCUGCACCUAUGACGACUACAACUGGGACUGGACUUUGCAGCACUUGUCAGGAACAUGCAUACCAAAGCCCCUCAAAGUGCUUGUAGCGCAGGGCUCCCGGGUUCUUCACACAGGAGACUGUGGCCUUCACCAGAAGGACGAGUGCAGGCCAGAAUUGGCUUCACAGAGGGCAGAGGAGGGGCUUCAGAGUGCCAAGCAUGCCUUAUUUCCUUCAUCUCUUGUCCUUAAUGGUGCAGAAGCAGUAGAGCACAAGGCACACAUGAAGAAUGGAGGAUGGGGAGACACCCGUGACCAUAUUCUAUGCAAUAACUAUGCCAAGCGACUUUGAACUGUAUCUUUUUCUCAAAAGUAGAAUUUGUUAUUCUGCGAAUGAGCAAUCACACAUAACAUUUCAGGGCUUUAAGGCUAUGAUGGUAAAAUGCUAUAAAGAAAUAGAACUAGCCAUGGUGCAUGCACACAGCUAGUUUAUUUUUUGUAAUCACCAAAGCUGCACUAAUGCCAAAGACAUUCUGCAUUUUGUGCGUUUUUAACGCAUGCACAUUCAGUCAAGCUACUCAGUUUCAUUUCAUCAUGUUUGUUUAUCUCUGGGUAUCUCACAAGCCAAAACAUCAGGUUAGAUUUAUUGCACAACGAUGGGGAAUUAGAAUAAACACCACACACACACACACACACACACACACACACACACACACACACACACACACACACAGCAUCACAUCAUGAUGUUUAUUCACAAGAGGUUCAGUUUGCUUGCGUGUUGCUUUUUAUGGACCAUUCAGUUGUAAUGAUUUUUACACCUUCUUUUCAUGGUACGGAUUUUAUAUGCAACACCAAAAAGAAUGUUCAUGUAAUGUACAUACAUAGAGGUGUAAUCCAAAUGUGCGUGACUGUCUUCAAUGUUAGAAGCUCUGAUUAAUUGAGCAGCUCUGUCUUGGGAGUUUAACUUUGUGUUACUUAAUGUCUGUCUGCUCUUACCAGAGGUCUUUUUUCUGAGGGGAGGUUGACAGACACCACUUGACUAAAUCUGUCUCAUACUACCCAGUGUAUUGAUCCCAUGUUACAACAGCGAGAGGUUGAUCUUGAUUCUUUUUUGGUUCUCUGUGUGCAUUUGCUUUCUGAUUGGAGCAAAGUGACCUUUUGGAGUCUGGUUCAAGAUUCUGAUUCUGCAAACGUCAGGGUCGUCUGUGAUUCUGCAUUUCCAGAUUUGCACCUUCGUGGUCAGAAUUGAUGCUGGGAAAUGAAAACAGAAUGAAUUGCAUUGGGAUUAGAUGGAAAGAGAAAGACAGACUUUUUUCUUUACAGGCAUUCAUUCAGUAGAUACAAAAUACCCCACUGGAGAUAAACUUUUCUUUUUACAUUAUAAAAGAAUGAGGAAACAUAAUCAUAAUGAUGCUGUUGAUGUCUUCAAGAUCACCAAACGUGCCUUUUUAUAGUUCCUCUGUGCCCAUGCCUGUUUUAAAGAGAUUUUUAAAGGUGCACUGAUAACAUUGGAAUUCACCUUGUACUUUGCAUUGUAUUUACCAAUUCUUGGGACUCAUCAUUACUGAUGGAUAUUUGUUGAUUGUGUCUUUAUUGACAAGAUUUUUAGAAAAAAAAAGUGGAUAUUAAUUUCACAAAAUAAAUCCUUAGUAUACAGUUAGGUAAAAUGAUGCCUCACUGUGGAAUAUUGCUUGUACAGAAGACAGUUGCCCCAAAUAAGUGUCCUAACCUGUUUAACCUUAUAUAAGGGCAUCACAGUGUGCCUUAGGGAGAUUCAAGAAAUCUGUAAUGAAUGUGAUAACGGAUAGAUUAUCUUCUGUUCAUGUUGAAAAGCACAAUACAUUUUUAAGAACAUAGAAAAGACACAAACAUUUACAUAUAAUAAUGCAUUUCUGUGUAUGUAGACUGUUUUUGUGUGGAUGUGGGAUGUUUGAUGAUCGCUUAAUCAGUGAGAUGGUGUACAGUUUCAUGAAAUGAAUCCAACCUUUUUUGUUGUCAUUUUUGCUUGUUCUAUUGUUCCUCUCUGACCAUCACUUGAAAUUGCUGUUUAUUGUUCACUUAAUGUUUUGCCAAAUGGAAAAUAAAAGACAUUGUCAGGUCA